AUGCCAGGUCUAUUCCACCGCAAAAAGAAGGCUGCCGAAGGCGACCUCGAGACUGGCGGCAGACGUCAGUCUCGAGGCCGCAUCGGCAGCAUCUACGUCCCAGGCGUGGAAGACCUCGGCGAGUACCCAGCUCUGGACCGCUACAUCAGCGUCUACCGCGACGAUCGACGCCGGAGCGCGGCAGAGGAAGACACCACCGGCAAGAGUCGCAAGAAGCGACGAUGGUGGCAGUUUGGAGGUGUCGAUGCCGAAGAGACUCCUCCUGAAAAGCAGGGGAUACCAGAGUCUUGGCUCGAAACCGACGUGACUACCGGCAUUGCGACUUCGGAAGUUGACAUUAGGAGGAAGAGAGCUGGGUGGAAUGAGCUUACAGCCGAGAAGGAGAACAUGUUUGUCAAAUUUUUGGGCUUCUUCACGGGCCCAAUUCUUUAUGGCAAGUUACUACUCUCUGUGCAUGAGAAUGGGGUCGCUAACAAGAAGCCAAAUAUCAUCCUGGGAAUCCUCCUCCUCAACGCCUUUGUCGGAUUCUAUCAGGAGAAACAAGCCGCCGAUGUCGUUGCUAGUCUCAAAGGAGACAUUGCUAUGCGAUGCACUGUUAUAAGAGACAGCAAUGAGCAAGAAAUCCCAGCUCGUGAGCUGGUACCUGGAGAUAUUCUCAUUGUCCAAGAAGGUGGUACCGUAGCCGCUGACGCACGUCUCCUCUGCGACUACACCCGACCAGAAGACUUUGAGCUGUACAAGCGUCUCAGAGCCGAAGACAAGCUCGACCGCAGCGAAGAAUCGGACGAGGCAGAGGGAGACGAAGAUCAAGAACAUGAGCACAGCCAAAACACUGAAGUCAAAGGGGGUGACACCAAUGGAAAAGAACGCGAUGGUGAUUACCAACCUCAGGAACUUGGGUACCGCAGUCGUCCACUCGUCGCCAUCGAUCAGUCCGCCAUCACUGGCGAGUCUCUUGCUGUGGAAAAGUACCUGGGCGAUAUGGUCUACUAUACCACAGGUUGCAAGCGCGGCAAGGCAUACGGCAUCGUAACUCACACAGCCCAAGAAUCCUUUGUCGGCCGCACGGCAGAUCUAGUCCAAGGCGCAAAGGACCAGGGUCAUUUCAAGGCCGUCAUGAACAACAUCGGUACUUCUCUCUUGGUUCUCGUCAUGUUUUGGAUCCUCGCGGCCUGGAUCGGUGGUUUCUUCCAUCACAUCAAGAUCGCAGAACCUGGAUCGCAGAAUCUCCUUCACUAUGCCUUGGUGCUGCUCAUCAUUGGUGUACCCGUCGGUCUGCCCGUCGUCACGACCACUACUCUUGCUGUGGGCGCUGCGUAUCUGGCCAAGCAGAAGGCUAUUGUGCAGAAGCUUACAGCCAUUGAGUCGCUCGCUGGUGUCGAUAUUCUCUGUUCAGACAAGACCGGCACGUUGACUGCCAACAAGCUCAGCAUCCGUGACCCCUUCGUCUCUGAGGGCCAGGACGUCAACUGGAUGAUGGCUGUCGCAGCUCUAGCAUCCUCUCACAACCUCAAGACGCUAGACCCCAUCGACAAGGUUACCAUCUUGACAUUGAAGAGAUACCCUCAAGCCCGUGAGAUCCUCCAGCAGGGUUGGAUAACCGAGUCCUUCACCCCCUUUGACCCAGUCUCCAAGCGAAUCACCACCGUGUGCCGUCUAGGCAGUGACCGGUUCACAUGCGCCAAAGGAGCACCCAGGGCUAUCCUGAGGUUGGCAAACUGCUCAGAAGCAGACGGCAACUUGUACAGAGAAAAGGCUCAAGAAUUUGCUCGUCGCGGAUUCCGUUCCCUGGGAGUCGCAUACAAGAAGAAUGACGGCGACUGGAUUCUUCUCGGUUUACUCUCCAUGUUUGAUCCUCCGCGUGAAGAUACGGCGCAGACCAUCAUCGAGGCUGGACAUCUUGGUGUACCUGUCAAGAUGCUUACAGGAGACGCCAUCGCUAUCGCCAAGGAGACUUGCAAGAUGCUGUCGCUGGGCACCAAGGUGUACAACUCAGAGAGGCUCAUUCACGGUGGCUUGGCUGGAAGUGUGCAGCAUGAUUUUGUCGAGCGUGCCGACGGCUUUGCAGAGGUAUACCCAGAACACAAGUACACCGUCGUUGAGAUGUUGCAACAGCGAGGUCAUCUCACAGCCAUGACGGGCGAUGGCGUCAACGAUGCCCCAUCCUUGAAGAAAGCAGACUGCGGAAUCGCCGUUGAGGGUGCCUCUGAAGCUGCCCAGGCCGCUGCCGACAUCGUGUUUCUUGCCCCUGGCUUAAGCACCAUCGUGCUGGCCAUCAAGACAGCUCGUCAGAUCUUCCAACGCAUGAAGGCAUAUAUCCAGUACCGUAUCGCGCUGUGUCUACAUCUCGAGAUCUACCUCACACUCUCUAUGAUCAUCAUCAACGAGACCAUCCGGGUCGAACUUAUCGUCUUCCUCGCCCUAUUUGCAGAUUUGGCCACGGUCGCAGUAGCCUAUGAUAAUGCUCAUUGGGAACCGCGCCCAGUGGAAUGGCAGCUCCCCAAGAUCUGGGUCGUGAGCGUUAUUCUGGGCAUCCUCCUCGCGAUUGGCACUUGGGUUAUUCGUGGAUCCAUGUUCCUCCCCAGCGGUGGCAUCGUCCAGAACUUUGGUUCCGUUCAGGAGAUUCUAUUCCUCGAAGUGGCUCUUACUGAGAACUGGCUCAUCUUUGUUACACGUGGAGGCAAGACCUGGCCAUCUUGGCAGCUUGUCGGAGCCAUUUUCGGUGUAGACGUCAUUGCCACCCUCUUCUGCUUGUUCGGCUGGCUCUCCGGCACCGGAGAAGUGACUACUCCCAGAGACCACUUCAACCAGAGCAGCAACGGAUGGGUAGACAUUGUCACCGUUGUCAUCAUCUGGUUGUACUCGUUCGGUGUUACUGUCAUCAUUGCCAUCGCGUACUAUCUCCUGAACAAGAUUUCCUGGCUUGACAAUCUCGGCAGGAAGAACCGCAGCAAGAAGGACACGGCCAUCGAGAACAUCAUUGGACAUUUGCAGAAGCUGGCUGUUGAGCAUGAGAUGGAUGAAAAGACGGGCAAGAGCAGAUAUCUCCUUGUCGAAAAGGCUGGUGAUGAAGAGGACGAUAUUUAG
Fusarium vanettenii 77-13-4 is the source of this 3087-nucleotide messenger RNA. RefSeq lists its product as uncharacterized. Bases 1 to 3087 code for a protein of 1028 amino acids. The record is from RefSeq and is a predicted model, not a curated record. Gene Ontology annotation, biological process: proton export across plasma membrane; regulation of intracellular pH. Lineage: Eukaryota; Fungi; Ascomycota; Sordariomycetes; Hypocreales; Nectriaceae. The transcript has 4 exons. Gene Ontology annotation, molecular function: P-type proton-exporting transporter activity; ATP hydrolysis activity; ATP binding. Gene Ontology annotation, cellular component: plasma membrane.